Messenger RNA from Drosophila nasuta, 1051 nucleotides. RefSeq lists its product as uncharacterized. NCBI's taxonomy places the organism in Eukaryota, Metazoa, Arthropoda, Insecta, Diptera, Drosophilidae. Gene Ontology annotation, biological process: DNA integration. The transcript is spliced from 2 exons. The record is from RefSeq and is a predicted model, not a curated record. The coding region runs from base 13 to 729 and encodes 238 amino acids. Gene Ontology annotation, molecular function: nucleic acid binding.
UGCCCGCGACGAAUGAUGUCCGAUAAUGGGACUAACUUCCGAGGUGCGAGUAGAGUGUUAAAAGAUGAAGUGGAGCGUAUAUCGACCAGGGAUGUGGAGACCAAAUACCCAGAAAUGGAGUUCAUGUUCAUUCCGCCAGGCUCACCGCACAUGGGCGGUGCAUGGGAAAGAUUGGUACGCUCAACAAAGUCCAUUCUAACGGAAAUCUUGCCGCCUGGUGGAUUGCGAGAAGAAGUGCUUCGUGCUGCGUUGGCUGAUGUGGAGGGUAUUCUCAACUCACGCCCACUCACAUAUGUACCACUGGAAUCGGCAGACUCAGAAGCGCUUACACCGAACCAUUUCCUCUUGGGCCACUCUAGUGGAAUUCGUGAGCGAGACAGCGAAAUUCAAAACGGUGACAAGCUUGCCAAAGGAUUCAGAAUUUCGAGCCAGCUAGCCGAUCAGUUCUGGAAAAGAUGGAUUCGAGAAUAUCUGCCAACGCUUACGCGCCGUACCAAAUGGUUCCAACCGCCGCCAGAUUCGAUCGCCGUGAAUGACAUUGUUGUUAUCGCAGAUGAGAAUGGCAAACGAAGCAGCUGGCCCAAAGGAGUUGUGGUAGAUGUUCACCGAUCGAGAGACGGUCAGGUACGGAGUGCCGUAGUGCGCACUCCAGAAGGUAUUGUGACUCGCCCCGCCGUAAAGCUAGCCAAAUUAGAUUUGAAAAUUGGUAAUACACAACGCGAAUGCUAGUGAAUUACGGGGUGGGGAAUGUUGGCGGGCGAACUAAAUUUUCUACUGGGGCAUUGCCAGCGCAUUUCCUACUGGGCAUUUGUAAUCGGUGAUUCUCUUUUGUGCAUUGGAAUUUCACCGUUACGUUCGCUAGAAGUAGCAAUGCAGCUGCAAAUUUCGGCAGCGAGAUCUACUUUGAAUUUGUAUUUGAGCCCAAGCAGAGGCAAAUAAUUGUUAACAAUUAAAUAGGGAUUUGAAGGUGUGCGCAGAGCACGAAUCAAAUAUUGAUCCACUACAAGUUGUUGUUUUCGAGUAGUGGAUUGCUCGAAGUACGAGCAACGGC